AUGGCGGGAGCAGCAUCGGCGCUGUUCCUACUAGACAUAAAGGGGAGGGUUCUUGUGUGGCGGGACUACCGUGGGGAUGUCUCCGCUGUACAAGCCGAACGCUUCUUCACCAAGCUCAUUGAAAAAGAGGGUGAGUCGGAUUCUCAAGAUCCUGUUGUAUAUGAUAAUGGUAUCACGUAUAUGUUUAUACAACACAAUAAUGUUUAUCUCAUGACUGCAUCUCGGCAGAACUGCAAUGCUGCCAGCCUUCUACUGUUUCUACACCGUGUUGUUGAUGUCUUUAAACAUUAUUUUGAAGAGUUGGAAGAAGAAUCCCUUAGAGAUAAUUUUGUUGUGGUGUACGAGUUACUUGAUGAAAUGAUGGACUUCGGUUACCCUCAAUAUACGGAAGCAAAAAUUCUCAGUGAAUUCAUCAAGACUGAUGCUUAUAGGAUGGAAGUUACACAGAGGCCUCCAAUGGCUGUAACAAAUGCAGUUUCCUGGCGCAGUGAAGGGAUAAGUUACAAGAAGAAUGAAGUGUUUUUGGAUGUUGUAGAAAGUGUUAAUAUACUUGUCAACAGCAAUGGACAAAUAAUCCGGUCAGAUGUUGUUGGGGCGUUAAAGAUGCGGACAUACUUGAGGUUGGUGGCGUUGUCUUUGGCAGCUUGCAUAUACUUCCUCAAUGACAAGACCAAGAGCUUGCCUAGAGCUGCUAUUAUUGGAUUUGGGGCUCUUGUUGUCGGCUGGAUAUGCGGUUCUUUCUUGGUUCCAUUGAUCCCAUCAUUUCUGUUGCAGCCCACCUGGACUCUUGAACUUCUAACAUCAUUGGUAGCAUAUGUUUUCAUGUUUUUGGGAUGUACUUUUCUCAAAUGA
This is a messenger RNA of Fraxinus pennsylvanica, 852 nucleotides long. NCBI's taxonomy places the organism in Eukaryota, Viridiplantae, Streptophyta, Magnoliopsida, Lamiales, Oleaceae. The record is from the annotation of a GenBank genome assembly.